Molecule: messenger RNA, 6493 nt
Organism: Eufriesea mexicana
Lineage: Eukaryota; Metazoa; Arthropoda; Insecta; Hymenoptera; Apidae
Gene: rdgB
Product: retinal degeneration B
Exons: 21
Coding region: 708-4469 (1253 amino acids)
Biological process (GO): phospholipid transport
Cellular component (GO): cytoplasm
Molecular function (GO): phosphatidylcholine intramembrane carrier activity; metal ion binding; phosphatidylcholine binding
Source: RefSeq, a predicted model, not a curated record
AAUUACGCUAUAAUUCUUGAAAAGAGCCAUGAAAUUAAAUUUUCUAUAUGUUUCCUUUUGAAAGUUGCUUGGUAUAUAUUCCUGACCGCACGCGUUAUUCAAGGGCCGGAUGCGCUGUAUCCGGUGAACCAAUGAAAAUAAUGUGGCGAUUAUUACUGCCUGACUGCAUUCGAUUCUCAUAGCUUUGUUCCUUAUUUUAGUAUCAGGUAUCUCUGUCACUUUAAAAAUUUCGACGUCGAGUAUGGAUAUUUUUCAAAUCAAGCUGUAGCGUAUUGCCAAUAGUAAUUGAAACCUUCUUCCUGGAAUAUCUAUUACAGCCAGCUGUACCAAAGGUCAUAGUCCAUUUUUUUAUAUUUUCCUAGUGCACAAACAAACGUUAUAACGUGAUUGGGUCACUUAAGUGGCUAAGGAUAUAACAGCGCCACAUACUUGCCUAUUUCCUAACACCGCCUCUCAUCUUUCUAAUGAUGCCUUAAGAAGAGCUGCAGACGAUUGUGCUCUAUAAAACAGUUGUAAAGUUGCAUUACUUUCCGAGUUCGUCGCCGUGCAGAACACGUGGAUCCUCUGGCGGAAGGUCAACGUUGGACGAGUCUUUCUUAAGUUUAUACCAAUGAUACCAUGAAGUUGAACGAUAAGGAGGAAGCAACAGCCUUCAAACGAUCUGUGUCUUUUGCGAAAUUGGAUAGAAGAUAAGCAUUAGCGGCAAAAUGUUAAUAAAAGAGUAUCGAAUACCGCUGCCUCUCACCGUGGAGGAAUAUAGAAUUGCUCAGCUUUAUAUGAUAGCGAAAAAAUCCCGAGAAGAAAGUCAAGGAGCAGGCAGCGGAGUAGAAAUUAUAGUAAACGAGCCUUAUAGUAAUGGUCCAGGUGGAAAUGGACAGUAUACCCACAAGAUUUAUCACGUGGGCAGUCAUCUUCCAGAAUGGUUCAAAAGUUUGCUGCCCAGAUCUGCGUUGAUUGCCAAGGAAGAAGCAUGGAACGCUUAUCCCUAUACCAAAACCCGUUACACUUGUCCUUUUGUUGAAAAGUUUUCUAUCGAAAUAGAAACGUACUAUUUUCCUGACAAUGGUUACCAAGAAAAUGUCUUCAAGCUCAGUGGUAGCGACUUAAGAAAUAGAAUUGUAGACUUAAUUGAUAUCGUGAAAGAUCAAUAUACGGGUGAUUAUGUAAAGGAGGAGGAUCCCAAAUUGUAUGUUUCCCAAAAAACUAGCCGAGGACCUCUCGUGGAUUCAUGGCUGGAGGAGUAUUGGAGUGACGUAAAAGGAAAGCAACAACCGACGCCAUCUGGGAAGUCGUUAAUGUGUGCGUAUAAGUUAUGCCGCGUCGAGUUCCGUUAUUGGGGUGUGCAAACAAAAUUAGAAAAGUUUAUACACGAUGUAGCCUUGCGGAAAACUAUGGUAAGAGCACAUAGGCAAGCCUGGGCUUGGCAAGAUGAGUGGAAUGGUUUGACCAUGGAAGACAUCCGGGAAAUUGAGCGCCAAACACAGCUGGCAUUGCAAAAGAGGAUGGCUAAUGCAGAAAGCGGUGAAGAACCCAUAGAUAAUGAUAACCAAGAGAAGGCUAUUUCUAAUGCAAGUAUGACUCCUCAAGAAUCGGACGUUGCCAUGACAUUGGCUGCAACGCUCGGAAGUAUUGAGAAAAAUGAAGAUCUCCAAAGUCCUCCAAGUGUUAGAAAAUCGACCGAUAUACCGAUGACAAAUACAGCUGUUAGUUCGGAAGGUGAAGUGAGCCCCGAGGACUCGCCGACUGAAGUACCCGAGCUUAGAAGUGCCCCCACGGAAGAGAAAGCAGAUACAAAGAAAGGAUGGAAGAAGAACAGGGCAGCGAUGAGUUCACCGUGUUCGAACAAAAGUUUCGACAUGCAGAUAGCGAAUUGGCGUAUGGAAAGUAUCGUGAGAGAAUCUGAAUCUGGUAGUGAGGAUGAAUUCUUUGAUUGUCAAGCUGGGUUCGUUAUACCUAUUAUAUGCGAAGCAGAAGAGGAGGACAAUACGUUCACUUCACCCACUAUGGCAAACAAAGAAGACGACACGAUAUUUUCACCUUCGUAUCUGCAACGAAUGGCUAGUGAACGUAGCAGUAAAAGGUUACAAAUCUCUGCUUCAGCCAGCAUAGAUGCAUCAUGUCCAGCUUCACCUCAACAUUCGCCAACGCAUCAACCGUGCAAGACUACUGUCCUUCUUAUUGUAAUGCAUGCUGGCAGUGUAUUAGACGCAAAUGUUGAUUUAACGGCUAAAAAAUCGGACAUAACAACAUUUAAAGGGGCCUUCGAAUCAGUUAUGAGACAACACUAUCCUAGUAUGGUUGGUCAUGUUGCCAUUAAGUUUGUUUCCUGCCCAUCUAUUUGCACUGAAGGACUUGGUAUUUUAUCGAGUUUAAGUCCGUAUAGUUUCGAUGUGUCACCUUCUUCUACGGACACCCCUCAAGUAACACAUGAUACUAUUCCAAUUGGUGCAAUACCUCUACUUGCUAGUUCCACUCCUGAAUAUCAGGAUGCCGUCUCUCGAGUUAUAGCUGGAGCUAAUCAAGUUUAUCAUGAUUUUAUCAAAAGCGAGGAAGGUCGUGGUUUCAUGGGACAGAUUUGUUUUAUCGGAGACUCUGUAGGAGCAAUUUUAACAUAUGACGCACUGUGUAAAUCAACUCAUUCUAGACAUAAUAGCGAAAACAAUAUUUUGGAUAAUCAGGGCAUUGAAAAUAGUAUGAACGCGGAAGAUGGCAAGCAUCUGACUGCACCUUCUCCUAGAAGGAAAUCUUCUAGUAUAAGUGAUAUUUCUCAUUGUAAAUUGGAUUUCGAAGUAGGAGAACUUUUCAUGUUUGGUAGUCCACUUGCUCUAGUAUUGGCAUAUAGAAAAAUCUCUUCAGAUAAAAGUAGUAAUAUAAGAAGACCAUUGGUGAAUCAGGUGUAUAAUUUAUUUCAUCCUACUGAUCCUGUAGCUGCUAGAUUAGAACCACUUAUUUCCGCAAGGUUCUCUCUACUUCCUCCUGUGAAUGUGGCUCGAUAUCUAAAGUAUCCACUAGGAAAUGGUCAGCCUUAUCAUUUAUUGGAAGCUCUCCAGACAAAUCCACAAUUAUUUACGGAUGGAUUAAACAUUCCAAAUAUGUCAAUGUCUCACGUGAGGAGACUAUCCGAUAUAUCGAUUCAAAGUACAAUGUCCGGUAUGGUUGAAAAUGUUCCUUUACAAAUAGUAUCUAAUUUGACGCAAAAAUGGUGGGGUAAUAAGAGAUUAGAUUAUGCUCUCUAUUGUCCAGAAGGUUUAGCAAAUUUCCCCACAAACGCUUUACCUCACCUUUUUCACGCUAGCUAUUGGGAAUCUUCUGACGUUAUCGCAUUUAUCCUACGACAAUUAGGCAGAUUUGACUCGCCAUUACUCACAAAUGAGGAGAAAGAUUUAAGUUGUUUCCGUCCAGGUCAACCUAGAGAAAAGUGGAAUAAGAAACGUACUUCCGUUAAGCUUAAAAAUGUCGCUGCCAAUCAUAGAGCAAAUGACGUAAUUGUUAGAGAAGGAGCACCGCAAGUGCUGAUUGCUAGAUUUAUGUAUAGUCCAAUUGACGUUAUCGCUUUAACGGGUGAAAAAGUGGAUAUUCAUAUUAUGAAAGAUGCUCCAGCAGGAGAAUGGACUUACUUAUCAACUGAAAUAACUGAUAAGAAUGGUAGAAUAACAUACAAAAUACCCGAUGAUAAAGCAUUGGGAUAUGGACUUUAUCCAAUCAAGAUGAUUGUGAGAGGUGAUCAUACAUCAGUAGACUUUUUCUUGGCUGUGAUUCCACCGAAAACAGAGUGCGUGGUAUUUAGUAUAGAUGGAUCAUUUACAGCGAGUAUGUCUGUAAGCGGAAAGGAUCCAAAAGUUAGAGCUGGAGCUGUCGACAUUGUCAGGCACUGGCAAGAAUUGGGAUACUUAAUCAUUUAUAUUACCGCAAGACCUGAUAUGCAACAGCAGAAAGUUGUUUCCUGGCUGUCUCAACACAAUUUUCCCCAUGGCCUUGUGUCUUUUGCGGACGGUCUCUCGACAGAUCCACUUGCUCAUAAAGCUGCGUACUUAAAUAAACUUGUAGAGGAACACGGUGUAAUAAUUCAUCAUGCAUAUGGCAGUAGUAAAGAUAUUAGUGUUUACACUACGAUUAAUCUUAAGCCAAAUCAAAUUUUCAUUAUUGGAAAAGUGCCAAAGAAGCACCACCCUUUGGCAACAAUCCUUCAUGAUGGCUAUGCUGCUCAUUUAAGUAUGCUACAGGCGCGCGGAGGCUCGAGACCAGCUCAGGGUAAUGCACGUAUGGUGAUCCCAAGAGGUCAGUUCGGUUUACCCGGACAAAACGCUUCUCUACGGCGAAGAAGCUCUUUUAGGCUGGCAAAGCGUGCAAUAUCUCAACCUACUCCGGGCAAAACGAUCUACCCACUGGAACGAUCAACGAGCGUUGGGCCUUCAAUUUCGUCGCAUACCGCAUCCACCAUCAGAUCUACGGCACCAGAGAAGCUUUGACGAUUCGCACGCUGCCGGUCGUUCUUUGAGCCUCGGAACUAGCUGUACAGAUACCCUUAAAGUACGAGGAUAGUUCGGAGAGGAAGUCCUCGUAUAUUUCGACCGACACGUGCUCAACAAUCUAAAGAAGAUAAUUCUACUUUGUUACUCCGCCUUUUUAUAUCCUCUCUGUAUACCUAUUGUAAAUUUUAAAACGCUAUUCGGUAUGACGAAUCUAUGUUGUAUAAAACGCGAUAAGCUGUAUAUGCUUCCCCAUCUGAAGGAUCUUUCUAAUGACGAAGAAAUGGUUUGAACGUACGAGGACUUUGUCUUUCAUCUCUUUUAACUGUUACUGAAUCAGCCAGUAUUUUAAACGAUAAGAUUGAUUUGUUUUUUACCGUUUUAUUACCAGAGCUUUUUUCUAGCGAUCUUUCCGGGUAAACUGACACAGCAUCUUUUGCGAAGCGCGAUCGAGCACGAUCAAAAUUUUUGAUAAUGUAGUUCGAGAUAUGAAUCUAGUUCCUAAAUGUAGAUCGUCAGGAAAGUGGUCUCCUAGAAAAAAAGCGCUGUCUUUCUUAGUAUCGUUUAUCAUUGUUUAAUUUUAAUCGGUUUCACGAACGAAUUCGGAUCGAAUUUCCGAUAUGCAUCUGCGAACUGUGUGUAUGUACAAUCAUAUUUUACCUAGUUGAACCGUAUCGUUGCUCUAAUCGUAGUUCGUAAGAUAUAAGAAAAGAAAAAAAGAUAAAAGGGGAUAGAUCAGAUUGAUUGAAAUUGUUACCUGAAUCUUCUUCGUUAUUGCCGAGGUAAAUCUGAUAUUAAUCAUGACAUUAAUCGUUAGGAGUAAUUAGUCUGUAAACAUCCUGUUAUUAUAGUAACUCUAAUCAUUGCCAAGAGUUAUCAAAUAUAAUUAUAUACGCGUAAUGUUGUGCCCAAGUUCCUUCGGUGCUAUGUUAUUUUCAACUAUUCAUAUCGAUUUGUAAGAAGAGACGGGAAGAAAAUGCAAUUGAUGCGAAAUAAAAAAAACAAAACAGAAAAAUAAGAGAAAACACAAGAAUUACAACACACGUUUUGUACGUUGUCUAUCGAGAAGUAUCGAGAGUACGAUAGUAUGUUCUCCGAUAAACGUUGGUACAAAGACACUUCCCUCUUAAUUGCUGUAGUUCCAUGUCGUUCUAGCCAGCGAUAUAUGUAAAUAUGUCAAAGUGUACAUAAAUAAAUAUCGCUGUAAAAUGUUCAUGGAUGAAAUGUUUAGGAUACGCAAAUAUUGAUUUACUAAAUAGUUGCUCUGCGAACUUCGUCAGCGAAAGUACUGUCCAAAUGAUAAUAAAAGUAUGAUAGUUUCUUCGACACGUAUGACAUAGCUCGAUGACGAAGCACGUUGGUGUUUAUUAUCGAAUACGUUCUCAAAGAUUGUGCGCUUAAAUAUUUGUAAUUAGGUGAUUAAUUAUUGUGUCCGGUCUCAGUCGGGGAAAUAUAUUUAAUUUUUUAAUCGGUAACGAAUCGAAUUAUCGCGUCGCUUGACAUGCCGUGACAAUUGACUAGCACGAUAGUUACUUAGCGUUAGAAGAAAAGUCAAAGAAUCGAUCUUGAACUGUACGAGCAGCGAUGUCUUAAGUAAGAUGCAGACAGAAAGUGAUACAAUUUUUCGUCGAAUCUUGUAUCAUGAUAAACGACGAAUCAUUCUUUUUUUUCUUUAUUUUCCUAGAACGGAUGGUUUGAUACCAUAGAAGGAGUUAGAUUAAUAGAGGGAUAAUUAAUUAAACUCAUUGUUAUGCCAUCAUUGUUCCUUGACUGUUUCAAUAAUACUAGUAGCUGGUCAAACAUCUGCCAUUGAUCUAGUCUUGACAUUGUAAUAAACAGAAUCUACGUAUAAUAUUUAGCGCUGGCUUCACCGAAAUGUGAAGAAAAUUGAUUAAUAUCCAACAGAGAUAUUGACUGUUUGUAUUAUUGUAAAGAGGCACGAAUAUAGUUGUGUAUAUGGACAUACCAUAUAGGUAUAGAAUUGUACAUCUAUAACAGCGUGGCCGUGUAUAUGUAUACAUAUG